Manihot esculenta (cassava) is the source of this 1410-nucleotide messenger RNA. Its product is annotated as protein FANTASTIC FOUR 1. NCBI's taxonomy places the organism in Eukaryota, Viridiplantae, Streptophyta, Magnoliopsida, Malpighiales, Euphorbiaceae. The transcript has a single exon. The record is from RefSeq and is a predicted model, not a curated record. The coding region runs from base 235 to 1140 and encodes 301 amino acids.
UGCAUUGCCCAUCUCGACUAUAAAUUCAUGGCCAUCUCUUUUCACUUCUCCUUCAUGUUCAUUCCCUCAUUCUCUGAAAUCUCUCUACUUCCAAACAGAGACUUCUGUUUGAUCUUAAUUUUACCUUUUUAAUCCCGGCCCCAAAACUCUUAUCAUUCCAAACCCAACAAAACUUCCCUCUGUUUUUGUUUAUUUCCUCUGUUUUUUUUGCCCUACACAUUUUAUUUGUGAAAAAUGUCGUGCUCAAGUUAUUGUCAGGGCCUCCAAUCAUGCCUGGAGCCAGCCCGCCUCCAUGUCGAACCGCGUGUCUUGAGGCUAACGUUGGCUCCACCAAAAUCCAACAUUUCCCGUUGCUCACCACCAGAAACCAAAACUUUUGUCCCUGGCUCAGAAGAUCACUCCAAAAGCACCAACGACAGUGUUGACAUGGGUGGCUGGAGUUUCCUCCAAUCUCUAGACACCAAUACCGCUCGAACCACUAGAGGAGACACUGAAAAAGACAAAAUUUACACCCCCCCGAACUUUAAACGUUCUUCUUCGAUGCUCAGCGAAAAGAGCCUGGAAAUGUGUACUGAAAGCUUGGGAAGUGAAACUGGCAACGAUGGCGGCGAAAGCAGCGAUGAGAUGGCUUUACUUUCUUUAUCAAACGUGAAUCACGAAAGCCCGGGAGAGAAAUCAAAAUUUCGAGGAGCGGGAAGAAUGAUGAGUCGAAGCGCCAGCUUUCCACCUCCUUUGACAUCGAUUAGCGGCUCCACUACUGUCCAAGUAAGGCCUCACCGAGAAGGGGGACGUCUAGUUCUGAAAGCAGUAAGCGUUUCUUCCUGCCAGGCUUACUUUCAUGCAGAGCGCAUAGACGGCCAGCUCAAGCUUCAUUUACUUAAAGACUCCUUCCCCACCCAUGAAGACGCUGAAGAAGAAGAAGAAGAGGAAGAAGAAGAAGAAGCAUCAUUGGAAGAAACAUCUGUUGAUGAUGAAAGUGAAGGGGAAAAAGAGGCAGAAGUUGAGGAUUGGAAAGCGGAGAGUGGAAAUGGUGGGGGUGAAAUGGGGAUGGAGAAGUUGCCGACGCGUAGCAGGUGCAAGGAAGGUGGGAGUGGAAGCAAAAGCUUGCUUAAUUGGGGGACAUUUUGGGUGGCUACUUAAAAUUUCUUGCUUCCUCUCUUCUAAUUAACUUCACUCGUAUAGUAUUUUUAAUUAUCAUUUUCUCCCGUGAUUAUAUUUUUAGAUUUCAUAAAAAUAUGCUAAUGGUAGUUAUUAUCGUUAUGCCACCUGGUCAUUCUCUUCAUGUAUUAUUUUACCUUUCCCAGAUUACCCUUAUGCAGGAUUAAAGCUAUUGUAUCAUCAACAUUUAACGGGGUUGAUAUAAUUCAACUUUUAUAUUUAUAAUAUUACAUUAAACAUUGUUAAACUCAC